UCUCAUUGGAAUAUCACAAGGAGUCUUUACUUGACGAACCAUUUUUGACAUUAAAAGAAUCACAUCUUUACAUUGACGACUUCGAAGACCACAGCACUAACGCUGUCACGCAUCACCACCAUCAAUCUAAUAGGAUUCUUGCACCGAUUCGCAGGUUAACAAUGAAACUUUACAACGUGUCACCGGAACCUCUGAUCUCUUUACUUUCCUCCCAUUUCACCACCUUACAAGAAAUCUCAUUGCACAUAGUAUUCGAACUGACGCCCAUACCCAUGGAAAAUCUAAGAAAGUUGGUAAAAAAUAAUACUGAAUUUAAAAAAUUGAUGUUGUACACAAUCCAGGGUAGGCGGACAUUUGUUGGCGAAGUGUUGGAGAAAUUCAAGAAUGGUGGAGAAUUACCAGAUGUGGAAUGUUGGUGGAUUCCAGACUUGGUUUGA
This is a messenger RNA of Acaulospora morrowiae, 437 nucleotides long. NCBI's taxonomy places the organism in Eukaryota, Fungi, Glomeromycota, Glomeromycetes, Diversisporales, Acaulosporaceae. The record is from the annotation of a GenBank genome assembly.